AUGAAAGUCAUUAACGAUACCACUGGUCUGUCCAGUCAGGGUCGUAUGGUGCUUGCUGGGGCUGUGGAUGUGGCUAAUUUAUCCACUAUAAACGACUAUAACCAGUGGAGAUACCUGCUUCCACCAACUAACCCUACCAAAGAAGAACUCGCAGAAGGUGUUUUUGAAAAGCUUUAUAGAUUUCGACAGUACCCAGUACUAGAAGAAGCGCUGAACUCGAAUGCUAGUGGCGUUCAGAUUAACACAAAGACACCACUGCGAGACGAUUUAGCAGUGGGAUAUGCUCAAGCAAACCUCGAAUUUACGACAUGGGCCAUUGCUAUUGAGGAACCACAUAGCAAUAUCUACGCGGAGACGACGAAAUUCCGGAAUAUUGUCAUUGCAUCUGCUGUGGGGAUUGCUGGGUUCAUGGUACUUCUCACUAUUCCCGUGGCUCAUUUUGCAGUCAAGCCCAUUUACAGACUGCGAAUGGCUACUGAACAGACAAUGCUCAGGUUUCUCGACGAUAAAAGGGAUCCUGGUGCUGUCGACGAAGAUGAUGAGGGUAUUAAUAGAGGGCCCGAUGGAGGUGGAAGUGGUAGUGGAGGUGGUGCUGUGGAUACGACGGCCGGUGUAAUUGGUGCUAGAGGAGACAGUGGUCCAGAUGGGCCAACAGAAUCUGGUACUGAUCAUGGAAUCAGUGGAAGUGGAAGUGGCAGUGGUAGCGGUAGCGGUAGUGCUACUGGUAGCGAUGGUGCUAUCAGUGGUACCAGCAACGGUGACGACAGUACUACACUGAUAAAAGAAGCCGGAAGUAAAGAAAGCAGCAGUAGCAUGACUAUCAUUUCAGAAAAGCCGCCAAUGCCGCUUAAGCAAACAACCAUCAAACCACAGCUUGUACACAACAAGUCGAAUUUCCGAGUGCCUAUGAAAGUGCGUGAAUCACAGCGCUUUUUCAGAGACGAACUUACAGACUUGACAGAAACAUACAACCGAAUGGUCGAUGAGCUUGUUAAACAGUAUUUCCACCUUGAAGAUCGAGUGAGGGAUAGAACUCGAGAAUCAGAAGCCGCCAAGAUCCAGGCAGAAUCAGCCAACGAGGCUAAAUCAUUAUUUAUUGCAAACAUUACACAUGAACUGAGAACUCCAUUAAAUGGUAUUCUAGGUAUGACGGCUGUGUCGCUAACCGAGACAGACCCUUCAAAGAUGAGAAGAUCGCUCAAAGUUAUUUUCAAGUCUGGCGAGGUUCUUUUAGAAUUGUUGACGGAUUUGUUGACAUUCUCUAAAAACCAAGUCGGCAACAUCACAUUGGAUGAAAAGGAAUUCACCAUUAGUGAUAUCAUUUCGCAUUUACGAACUAUUUAUGACCCACAGGCCGUGGAGAAGAAUAUUAAUCUUUCUUACUCGGUGACACCUUCAAAUGUGUCCAGCAUGCUGUUAUAUGGCGACUUUAGCCGAAUAUUGCAGGUAUUGAUGAAUCUUCUCUCGAACGGAUUGAAAUUUACUAAACCUAGCGGCGAGGUCAAACUUCGGGUCAAACUGGUUGGAGAUGAACAGAGAACAACGUUUUCACCUCCACAGGCACCAAUGCCAAUUGUCCCAGCACCAGCAAUUUCGCCACCACCUUUAGAUCAAAUUACGACCGUCAACGCUAGUAGCAUCAACCGACCUAGCAUGGAGGGAGCAGGGGUUUCACAGCCCCAUUCGGACCACAAUUCGAGCUCGCAAUCACCGCAACCAGCAUCCAAGUUGUUUAUUCGUACUCAUCGGAGUCGGAUGUUUCAAUCUAAUGGCGGCGGUUCGGGAGGUGUCUCACCAGUAGAUCCCAAUAACAAGGGAUUUGCAUCUCUUGAUCGAACUGCCAGUACUGGGGGUGGUAUUGGAGGCAGUAGUGGAUCGAACGGAUUAAUCCCACCGACUAGAACAUUGUCUAAUAUUGACCGAGCUAUUCAAGAAGGAAGUGCUCGCGAAAGCAUGGAAUCUCGUAAACCAAACUCAGUGUUGAGUGCAGGAGGAUCGAGACGAGGUUCAGUUCGAACAAGACCCAUGGCUACAUCUUUGUCGAAUGCAAAUGGAGGAUUGUUGAUAUCUACAGUUAACAAUAGUCCAGUGAUAUUUGAAUUCGAGGUCGAAGAUACUGGUCCUGGUAUUGAACAGUCGUUCCAGAACCAAGUGUUUGAACCGUUCAUCCAAGGAGAUCAAGCAUUGUCAAGAAAGUUUGGCGGUACGGGACUGGGUCUUUCCAUUUGUCGACAGUUGACAGAUGUUCUUGGAGGAACCAUCACGCUACGUUCUGAAGUUGGAACUGGGUCCACAUUCACAUUGAGAGUGCCGUUACAAACCCGCGUUAAUAACAUGAUUCCUGCGAGCCACAGUUUUGACUUAGCACCCUCUUUAUCACGAGUGAGUGUUGCCACAGGAGACUCGAUUCGAAGUGCACCUUCAAUUAACCGCACUCGAGACUCGAGUUUCUCGAAUCCAUCCAACCCAGUACCACCUGCCACGACCGUAACAAGUCCAGUCACCACAACCACAGUCACCGCCAAUGCCAAUGCUUUACAACCUCCAACACUUAUCACAAAAGAUCUGAAUCGGAGUCUGGCUGUGCCACGAACUGGUAGCAUGAACAGUAAAGAAAAGACACCCUCGACACCAACUGGACAAGGAUACUUUUUACCACGACCACGAGCACGAUCUGGAGGUGAGGUUGCUGAUGCCAGUGCAGGUACCGUGACAUCAAUGGCACCACCACCUCCGCCACCAGCCCUGACCUUACCGGACAACUCUGGUGAGAUGUUAACAGCCACUUCACUAAGAGUUCUCGUGGCCGAAGACAACCUGAUUAACCAAGAAAUCAUGAAACGGAUUCUACGUCUCGAAGGAAUCAAGGAUAUCGAGUGUGUAUUAGACGGAGAGCAGGUGGUAUCGAAAGUAGAGGACGCAAUCAAGUCGGGAAUCCACUAUGAUAUCGUGUUUAUGGACGUACAAAUGCCGAAAAUGGACGGCAUCGAGGCCACCAAGAUCAUUCGAGGUACUCUCGGGUACCCCUACACGAUCAUCGCGCUCACAGCCUAUGCUGACGACCGGACCCGCGAGACCUGUCUCAGCGCCGGCAUGAACUCGCUCCUGACCAAACCCAUCAUGCGACUCGAGCUCCACAAUGCCCUCUCGACCUACUGUCCCGGUAUCCUCCUCCACGAACCGGUCUUCACCAAACCGCUCGACAGCCCCAACUGA
Molecule: messenger RNA, 3216 nt
Organism: Sugiyamaella lignohabitans
Lineage: Eukaryota; Fungi; Ascomycota; Dipodascomycetes; Dipodascales; Trichomonascaceae
Gene: SLN1
Product: Sln1p
Exons: 1
Coding region: 1-3216 (1071 amino acids)
Biological process (GO): phosphorylation; phosphorelay signal transduction system
Molecular function (GO): phosphorelay sensor kinase activity
Source: RefSeq, a predicted model, not a curated record